UACUACAGCUGUUAUGUUGUCUGAAACCACAAAACUUAGGGAUUCGCAAAUUGCAGUAGCGAAUCGUGUUUGUUUCUGUUUGUAAGUAGGAACUUUGUUCAACAUUUAGUUGCUGACGUUUAUAAUUUUAUUGUGAUAUUCCGCAAGAAUCUUAAAUUAGACGUUUCUACAACAGACGUCAUGGCAGACGGAGGAAUGGACCCAUGUGAAUGUUUCUGGAGCCACGAGCUUGCCAUGCGCCGCUUGUUGUCCCUAUUACGGCAGUCACAGACAGUCUGCACGGAUUCAGAAUGCUUAGAUCAGAUGCCCUCCUUACCUGGACUUCAGCAAGUUCCAGGGGACAACUUGAUAUUAUUGAUGAUGGCUUGGGUGGCGUUCGCCAUCGUAAUGUUCAUGAUGCGCCCUCGCAGUCUACGCAACAAGAGUGAUACCGACUAUCGCAACAAUGAGGGUGAUGAUGGGAGACCACCGAUGCCUCCUGCUGUGAACUAACGGAACUACUGCUGUGAUAAUGGCUUAGUGAUCUGUACCUUCUUCAAACUUUCCUGUUAUUUUUUUUCUAACUGUAAUGAAGCUUUUGUACUGUAGAUUUUAAUACUGAACUUAUGGAAACAUCACAACAACAGUUUUAAUUGUUAAACACAUGAUCAGCUGCAUUCAUUCCAACAAUUUGGCAUCCUAACAGGUGAUUCCAGGAAUAAGUAUUUUGUCCAAUGUUCCUUCAAGUGCAUUAUAAAUCCUGGUAUAACUUGAUAUUUUCAGACGAUUAACAUCUACACUAUCGUAAUUUCUGCAUUACUUAUUCUGCACCAAACAACACAAUGUUAUUGUUUAUUUUUCAUUUUAUUAAUCAAACCCAUUUUACCUAUCAGUUUUAUCACAAUAUAGUACAAAUAAAAAUUAAACUCAUUUUGUGUUAAUGGCUUUUACAAGGUAAAAUUGACACAAAAAGAUAGCUUACACUCUUGUCACUCGAUAGGCUGUUUUUUUUUAUUCUUCUCGCUAAUUUAAAUAAGCUAUUGCAAAAAUACAUUGACAUUUAAGUUGGAUUUUUAUUCUUUGUGGGACUAUAUUUUUAAUGUAUGUGUGUCUUUUGCAAAAAUCUGUAAACAGUUCUAUAAUUGAAAAGUUUGAACGAAUUUGAAAGAAAGAAUGUAAUAAUUACAUUAUUCAAUGUUGAAAUAUUGUUAAGUGAUUGAAAAUGUUGAGAUAUGAAAGACAACAAUAAAGAAUAUGUAAAAUUACAGUGUAAUUUGAAUGUGUGUCUAUGUUGUACAUGGUACAACAGUGUAGUACGGUAGUUUAAACUUAUGAUAGCCAGAACGCCUGGUGUAUACCUGAACUAUGCUUCAAGGUUUAUGAAAUGUACUAAAUCUAAACAAGGAAGAUUCCGUUGCAUAGCAUCGUUGUUGUGCUAAAUAUUGAAAUCUAUAAGUGAUUUUUUUAAAACUACAAAAUAUUUCUAAGGGCCUUGCUGGUAUGUCAUAAUACCAGUAGUUUGAUUGAAUGCAGUGGAUAUUAGUAACUAGUGUAUUAAGUGGAAUCCAUGCAUGUUUAAAAAUGUUCAACACAGAGCGUACUGCAAGACCUUACCAAAACAGACACCGCUACACAAGCAAUGUCAUUAAAUGAUGUCUGGGAUUAGUAAAAUUUAAAUAAUCACCAACGUGAUUUUUAUGUUUAGGUUACCUGUUUUCCUUUAGUAGAGGUUAAAACGUAAGGUAAUGUUGCCUCUGUAAAGAAAAACCCCUGUGUAGUUGGAUUUUAGUAAUUAAUCUGUUAAACUCCACAAAUGCUUUCUUUAAUAUUAUGAAUAGUUUGUAUUGUCGCUCUCAGCUUUCACUUUAUUUUAGAAGUACUGAAGAAAGUACCCGACUAUUCAGUUUUUAUAUCACUUGUGUACAAGGAAGGGUUGUAGUACAAGUUUCUGAAAAUCGUACAUGUCAUGAUAGCAUGUCCUCUACAUUUUUUCCACAUUUCUCUACAUGUCAUGUGAAUCAAUCGUGCUUGGUACAACAUUUACAAAUGGCAACAAAAAUUACAUGCAAAAAAUUACCUUAGUGAAAUGCCCUAAUAGAAAGUGCAUACAACAUGAAAGUAAGUGAGUGACAGACAAUCUACAAUUAACUAUUUAAUAUUAUCUUCUAAAGCGCACACAAUUAUUUUAGAACCAAAACAGCCUGUUUGGAGUAGGAAUACCAUUUGGCAAGCUAGACAUUUACAUUGAUAAUACAAGCUUUCAAAUUGCACUUUUACUGACAUUGGUGUUUUAUGUCCCUAUUAUUUUCACAACACUUAAAGUUAAGUUGAUUCAAACUGUUAGCCAGAUCUACAGAAGCCAAUUCAAAAUGAAGUACAAAUUAUUCUACUCUUAUUGUACUCAUUUUCUUUCAUAGAUUAACUUCAAUUGUUGCUAUGUAGUGUAACAUGUUAAAACUAGAGAAAAAGCUGACAGCAUAUUUACAAAAUUGUAAAGUAGUAAUUGUUUUUAACUGUUAUUUUUCAUUUCUCGGUUCUGAUAUUGAAUUUGAACACUGUUAUUUCUACUUAAUAAUUUCAAGCUGAUUAAAGUGUGUCUGUAGCUGAACAUUCAUAUUAAUAACACUAUACAAAUAAAUGUAUAAUAAACUAGUGUGUCUGAAUGUUACCAUUACAUAAUGGCCAUUGUCACUAUUUGAAGAUGGAUAAUGUUAAAUGUAUUUAAUUAAAUCAAAACCCAUAAAUAUUCUAUAGCCAAUAUGUACACCACAUUUUUGCCCUUAAAGUUGUAGGCAUUCAUUAUAUUAUUCUUUGAUUUUGUGUGUUGUUUUGUUUUUAUUAUAAUGAAGUAUUAUAAUUUUGGUAUUGUUAUACUGUGUGAAGUGCUUAAAAUAUCGAUUUUGAUAGCUAAAAUUGAAUUUGUUUUGUUGGUUUUCAUUUAGUAAUUAAGAUUAAAACGUUUUAAUUCUUCUAUUACAUGAUUGAAAAAAUAUUUUAUUACAAACAGAAUUUUGAUUAUUUGCUACUGUACAUAGAGGCUGUUAAUUUGUAAUAGUUUUGAAGAUGAUAUUGUGAACUCUAAAAAUUCUAUUUAUAGUAAUAAUUUAAUUGGUCUAUAGUUGAGACUGUGUAUAAUUAUCUCAUUGGCUUUUUGAAGAAAUGUAUCUUUAUUAAAUUUAUUACAAAUUUGAAAACAGUCGUACAAUAAUGCGCUAACUAAAAAUGUAAUUCAAUCUCAUUUUUAGUAUAUGUACAUAUUUUACAUAGAUAUAUAAAAUAUAAAUCAUAUGUGUACAAAAAAGGUUAGUUUCUCAAUAUUUGUAAUAUAUGUACAAAUAAAUGCUCAGUGUUUUAGUUGUUACUGAAAUAUUUCUUUGAAAAGUGUAUUUUUCUAAAUAAUAUGAGUGAACAUCGAUCAAGCUAUGCUAAAGAUUGCAGAAGGAAAAAAACAAUUCAGUAACAACUUAAACAUCCACUUAUAUUCUUAAGCGGUUUAUUUAUUGACUCUAGUUGCCAGGAUUCGCUUAUUAUUUGUUCCAUAUAAAUAUUAAUUUUGAUGUUGAAUUUGUACAAACAAUUAAGCCUAUCUGUAAAUGGAAUAGAUAGUUUCUAUCAGGUUACAUUAUUUGGCUGAAAAUAGUCCUUUAAAAAUUUCCCUAAUUUGUCUUUGUUUCUUUUAUUUAAAAACAAUUAUUUGUGAUUUAUUAUGUAUUUUGGUUUGUUUGGGAUUAGUUUUUUUUUUUUAACUCCAGUUUGUUAAGAACUAAUUUACAUUUUAUUUUUGUGUUUGUCUGUGGCCUUCUCUCUGUUAACUUAAAUAGAAGCUCAUUCCAUUUUUUACUAUUGUUUAAAAUAUAACAUUACAAAUUAAUUAUUUUGUAAUAAUAGACUUGUGUGUCUUAUUAUAGGAAAAGUGCAUGAGAUUCUACUCUGCCGUCAUAUCAUAGUUAAAUGGUUAAAGGAACUUUUGCACUUUUUGUGAUUUGAAUGAUGUAAGGGAAUAAUAAAUAUUAUAAAGUACUAUAA
Molecule: messenger RNA, 4005 nt
Organism: Homalodisca vitripennis (glassy-winged sharpshooter)
Lineage: Eukaryota; Metazoa; Arthropoda; Insecta; Hemiptera; Cicadellidae
Product: small integral membrane protein 14
Exons: 5
Coding region: 181-492 (103 amino acids)
Cellular component (GO): endoplasmic reticulum
Source: RefSeq, a predicted model, not a curated record